AUGGAUAAAUCAUUCGAAAAAGGAAUGAAUUCAUAUAAAGAGCAAUAUAUCUCGCCAAAAAGCAAAAUGCUGCAGUCUUCUCAAAACCCAGAAUUUAGCUCCUAUAGUCCUGAUUUCAGAUUUGACACAUCCCCAAGUCCUCUUCAAGAUUUAAAAUCAUCUUCUAUGUUAGAAGAUAAAAAAUCUAACUCAAAAGCAGUCGCUAAUUGCAUUAGAGCUUUAACAGAAAAAGUAGCUGCUCUUGAUAAGGAAAAUCAACAAUUAAAAAGACAAGUUAUAGCUGAAAGAGAAAGAGCGCAAAAAGAUAAAGAGGAAACUAUUAGACAAUUAGAAGAAACUCAGCAACAAGCUGAAGUAAACAAUAAAAAAGUAUAUGAUUAUGAAGAUGAAAUUAAAAGGUAUGGGCGCAGAAUUUUGCUUCUUGAAGAUCAAAAUAGACAGAUAUCAGCAGAGCUUGAUAGAGUUAAGCAAGAAUCAAAUGUUUUAAAAACUGAUUUAGACUAUGAGUCUUCUAAAACACAAAAGCUAGAAAGCACAAUAAAUAAAAUUAAAACUGAGGUCAAAGAAAAUGAAGAACAUACUAGUGGCUUUGAAGUAGAAAACAAUCAGCUUAAAAGUGAACUUGAAGAAGCCCAAAAAUUCAUAGCUCAAUUGCAAAGAGAACUUUCUGCAUGUAGAGGCUCAGAUAAGCAAAAGCAAAACAGAGCUCUAUAUGAAAGCCACAAAGUGAGAGAAAUGGAAUACAAAAACAAGUUUUUACAAGACUUACUCCCCCCCCCCCUCCGUGAGCGAACAAAAAAAUUUUGUUCGCUCACGGAGGGGGGGUUAAUUUUUUUUUUUAAAAAAAAUUUUUAUAUAUAAAUUUUAUAAAAAAUAUUUUUUUUCGAAAUUUAAAAAAAUCCUAAUUUGCAAAAAUUGGGAAGCAAAUAUUAAUUUAAUUUGCAAAAUUUAUGUUUUAAAACGCAAUUUGUUUAAAAUUAAACAGAAUUAGCUCUAGAUUUCAUUAUACUAAUUAUCACUUAUAUAUCAAAAUUUUUUUUUCCAUUAAAAUUUUUUUCUAUUAAAAAAAUUUUUGUUCACUCACGGAGGGUGGGUUUUUGGUCAAAAAAUGGCGAUUUUUCUAAUGGUUUUGUUCGCUCACGGAGGGGGGGGGGGAGUUAGCAGACACCCAGCAAAAAGAAAUCGAACAACUAAGAAGAGAAAUUGAAAUCCUAAGAUCUACUAUAAAUCAGCUAGAAGAAAGCAAAGACGUUUUAAUCGAGCAGAAUCGGCAAAACGAGCAAUAUUUUAAAGAACUCUCUGAAAAACGAGAACAUCGAAAAACCAAGAAAAAGUCUGAAGACUCCUCCAAGCCUCCCAAAAAAUCACACACCCACUCCCAUCAUACCAAAAAGCCAAGCAUCCAAGAGAGAAUCCUCGACAAAGAAGUCGAAGAAAUCGACAAAAGAUACCAAAGCUUAAUGAACUCAGGCAAACUAAUGAAAAGUGAUCUUGAUCAAGAUUCCUUUGCAAGAUCAUCUGUUUUAAAUUCUUAUAAACCAUUUAACUAA
Molecule: messenger RNA, 1550 nt
Organism: Blepharisma stoltei
Lineage: Eukaryota; Ciliophora; Heterotrichea; Heterotrichida; Blepharismidae
Source: the annotation of a GenBank genome assembly